Molecule: messenger RNA, 3112 nt
Organism: Anoplopoma fimbria (sablefish)
Lineage: Eukaryota; Metazoa; Chordata; Actinopteri; Perciformes; Anoplopomatidae
Gene: ogna
Product: osteoglycin, paralog a
Exons: 6
Coding region: 30-881 (283 amino acids)
Molecular function (GO): protein binding
Source: RefSeq, a predicted model, not a curated record
GGUGUCGGCGUCACACUGCUUUGGACAGCAUGAAGGCUCUCUUAUUCACCUGUGUGCUGGUGCCGUGGCUGGUGGCGGCCUCGGCCAGGAGGUUUGACCAGGACUCACAGCUGAUACCUGGAUCUCUACCUGGCAGUGAGCUGAACGGAUACUUCAUUGACCAUUUGAAAUCCAGGAGGGCUAGGAGGGCGCUGCCUACUGCUGAUGAACCUGAUGACAGCCCAGUGACAGCGGGAGGAGAACCCUCUGACCUGCCCACCUGCCUGCUGUGUGUGUGUCUGACCGGUUCAGUGUACUGUGAGGAGGUCAGUCCAGACAUGACCAGCGUCCCUACCUUGCCCAAAGAGACGGCCUACCUGUAUGCCCGCUUCAACAAAAUCAAAAAGAUCAGAACCAAAGAUUUUGCCGACAUUGUGACUCUCAAGAGGAUUGACUUGACGGGGAACAUGAUCUCAGAGAUUGAAGACGGGGCGUUCUCCAAGCUAACCCUGCUGGAGGAGUUGUCUCUGGCUGAGAACAAACUGGUCAAACUUCCUAUGCUCCCUGCCAAACUCAAAUAUUUCAACGCCAACCAUAACUUCCUUAAGACCAAGGGUGUCAAGGCAAACAUUUUCAAGAAAAUGACCAAUUUGGCCAACUUGUACCUUGCUGACAACCAGAUGGAAGCUGUUCCACACAUCCCAGACAGUGUUCGGAUCUUGCAUCUACAGAACAACAACAUCACUGAGGUCACCGUAAACACCUUCUGCAGGUCCAAUGACACCUACUACCUACGGCCGAGCCUCAGUGAGGUCCGUAUGGACGGCAACCCAGUGGUGCUGUCUAAGUACCCCGACAGCUUCACCUGUAUGAAGGUACUCCCUGUCGGACGGUAUCGCUGAGGAGGCAGAUACUUUACUGUAGCCUCUUUGUUGCUAAUGGACCCGUUUUCCCAUAACAAAGUGCUAGGGGGAUACCUUGACGUUCUGGAUUUUAUGGUGCUGGUCCCAUGGCGGGGAUAAAGGUGUCAAUGUUUUUACUUCAUCAAACCUACAAACAGUUUGUGACAUUGUCAGGUCGAAAUGAAACCAUUCACUGGACUGAAGGUGUAGAAUUAAGGAGGUUUUAUCUACUCUGGCCGUUUUCAGUUCUACCAAUUAGAGAGGAGUUCCAGCCAUUGAAACAUUUGCAGGAAGUUGCACACAAGUUGUUAAGAGCCACAGUCACAUGUAUUCAUGCAAAACCACCUGAGAAACGACAUGAAGGCCUCGAUAUGCUUCAAACAGACUGGUUUGUCUGAACACAUAAAAAAAAAAAAAUCGCAUUUCUACUUGUUUUGAAUAUCCUCACAGAAAGGCAGGAUGAAAAGUAGUCAUAGCCUUCUCGUUGCUGUGUCAUACUGCUUUUCUAAUAUCACGCAGAAAACUUUGUUUUCUGAAUUUUGUUGUAGUCUUGACCUGUUGAUUCCUACAAGUGGGGAUUAACAAACACUUUCAGAAAAUCUCUAUUCAAAGGCAUUUAAGAUAUUAACUCGAAUGCUCCCAAGACAAAUAAUGAAGGAGUUUUAGAAAGAGGUUCAAACCCCGCCUACUUCGACACCUCCACACACCUGACCAAUCACUGCAUACAAACACUUUGUUUGAAGCAAACUGAAGCAAACUUGACAAUGGGACAAAGGGACUCAUUUCCGAAAAUAGAUUUGGGCCACCUGUUCAUAAAAUACCACAGGUGCCUUCUGAACGUCCUUUUCAAUGGUGGUGUGGAACUGAUGUGACCCCUCAAAUUGGUGGGAAGAGUCACCACCUCUACAACGAGAACCCAACGUAUGGUUUCAUUUUGACCUGAUACUGUUCUACCUACAUGAAUGAAACUAAACAAACUGCUUGUGACUUUGCACCAACACACAUGGUGCCACAAGCUCACAGGCUUACGUGUAACUACCUGUAUAUAAAAAACACAACAGUACAAUGUUUUCACACUCUUUGUGUAACAAAUUUUAAAAGACAUAUUUUGUAACAAUAAGUACUGCAGAAAAUGAAAUUUGACUCAAAAUAUUACUGAAACCUUCUAGAUAUCUUUGCCGCUUUUGCUGUCCAAAAUAAUCAUCUUAUACUAAUGUAAAACCUCUCAUGUCAAGGGUUUACAUUUAAUUAAACAACACAAUGUUUUAGAAUAUCACAACAAGCAAAAUGUCCAACAAGAGCUUUUAACGGACCCACAUGUCCAUUGUGGGUCAUCAGGAGUUAGAUUUGGACAGACGUCCAUGAAAGAAUACAAGACUGAAGUGCGAUUUUUGAUCAUGUGUAUUAAUGUCGUUGCAUGCUUCAUUUUUUAAUUCCCAGGCUAAAAUUGUAGGCUGGCUUUGAAGAUAACACAUACUGUAAAAAAAUAGAAAACACUAAAUAGAGGUUUUACCUGACAUGCUGUCACCAAUAGAUGAAAAUGUUGAAUUGUGCCCUGUUUAGAUGUUUUUGGGUAAACCAGAUUCCAAUAUAAGUAUUUUUUCAGGGAGUCUUGGUGACGGUAAGAGAGAAGAUGCUGCAGGAAGUCAUUUCAAUCAUACAAAACAAAUACUUGAUACCUGCAUUUUAAUUUUAACUCUUAUCUUCUCCAAAUUAACCUUGUCACAUGACAAUGAAAAGUUUCUGAAAUGGCACCUAAAGGAAAUUUUCUGUGAGCAUAGUUUUCAUUUCUCAUACAUCAUAUGUUGCUUUGAGAUUUUCUUGACUAUAGAUCCCAGCUGACUUAGACAGCUGAUACACACUAGAUUGUCGUGGCAAAUGAACACAACCCUCUGGGUUUAUUGUGUGAAUUUAUUACACUUUUAAUUACUCCAUUAAAAUGCCUCUCCAUAAGGUCAAUAGCCACGUAGACUUGUUCAUCUGCAGGCUUCCUUAAGCAUUUUGUGACUUAGCUUCACUUUGUUUUUUAAUUUAUAGACUCCGGGUUGAAGUGAACUGGGAAACAAUGUAUCUAUGAACUAUAGUAAUGUGAAAGUUACUCUUUUAUAUAUUGUAUGCUUUUAAAAUGUUUUGCUUGUGUCCCUUACUCUUCCCUUCCAGUAAUAAAUACUACUUAUAAAUUAUUACUGAUGUGAAUAAGACAAUGGUGUACAGGAAGAGGUGUAUGUGAC